AUGCCUUCUGUUGAAACCUGAAUCAUGCUCAGGACUCUCCUUGUAGCAAUUGCUGAAGGAGAGAUGAACAUCGAAAAGCAAAGGAAGAAGCUGGGAAAACUAGUAAAAUAUGAACCAUACUCUGCCUUCCAGCGUAUCGAUCGGAGAAGGACUGGCUUUGUAGAUAGUAUGGACAUCCUCACUUUUCUCAGAGAUAAUGACUUCCAAGAGGAGACUGAAGCUGACACUUACUACCUCAUGAAGUUUUUCGAUGUCGAUGAAGAUGAGAAACUGAAUUAUACAGAGUUCUUAACACUUGUUCUGCCUUGAGAUAAUGCCAAGCUCAGGAAUGAGAUUAUUAUGAGGCCAAAUUAUUAUGUUGGGCUUCUUGACUUCCUUCCAAAGGCUAUCGAGUAUGAACUAUGUAAAUUAUUUGUCAAGGAAAUUGCAUUUCAUGCAAAAAUUGAAAAGCUCAAACAGGAACUGGUUUCCAAGGCUGAUUUUGACCCAAGAUCAGGGUUUAAGGCUAUUGAUGACUGGAAUUAUAAUUACAUUGAUUUUGCAAAUUUGAAGAGAUUCUUGAAAUCUACUGGGUACAUUGCCACCAAUAAGGAGCUUGCGGCAGUCAUCAGAAGACUCGAUCUUAAUGCAGAUUCUAGGCUUUCCCUUGAAGAAUUUGUAGAAGGUACCAAGCCUAUUGAGCCUUAUUCAAAGGUUACGACUAGGAGCUUAGUGAAAACAAAGUCUAGGCCAAAGACAGCUAAAUUGAGAUCCUCAACUAGAUCAAAGUCUAUAACCAAAAAGAAAAAGGGAACGAAAAAAUUCAAAAGAGGUGGACAUACUUUGAAAGGUUCUUCUGUAACUGGCCAUCAGAGCACUGAGCAUCUUGAUUAUUCUCCAAAGAAACUGAGUUCAUUUAAGAAUGAGUUAUCGGAGAGUAAAGAACCUGAAUACGUAAACCAAAAGAAGCGAAUUGAUCUAUACCAAAGUCCUGAAGGGAAUAGAUCUCAUUAUGGAAUUAACCCCUAUCAGAAACCUGUAUCUUAUAAUGAGAGCACUGAGAAUAGAGCAGAGUAUAUUUCUCCCCAGAGAGCUUACACAUCCCAUAGCCCACCAAGAACAAGAGAAUAUAGCGCUUACAGUCCAAGGAAUCCAGCUGAAAAUAUUCCAGAGUAUGGGCAUACUCUGGCUCAUACUGAUGAAAAGGAGCUAGUGAGCACUCUUAAAGAUCUUCUUGAGAUGGAGGAAGAUCUUGAGAAUUACAAAAUAGACCUUAGCCUCAAACCUGACUUCAAUUUAGUAGACCUCUUCAGGAUGUUUGACACCAUCAACAAAGGCUAUAUCACAUUAGAUGAGUUCAGAUCAGGCUUGUAUCUAUUUCACAUAUAUGCUAGCCAAGAAGAGGCUCUCUUGUUAUUUACCAGAUAUGAGACAGUAAAUAAGGGAACUUUAAACUAUUCAGAUUUCUGUGAUAUUUUCUCACCGAAAGACGAAGAAUACAGCUCAAGCCUGAGGGUCAGACCUUCGUACUAUAUCCACAAGCCAUAUUACAAAAUUACAGAGUAUUUUCACCCAGAGACGAGGCUAGCAGUAGAAAAUUUAUUAAAUACGAACUUGAGGGUAGAGGCAUGUGCUGAUACGAUGAGAGACCAUCUUUCUUUGCUCCCAUCCUUCAAUGCCAUGGAGGCAUUCAAUACAAUUGAUAUGAAGAAUCUAGGAUACUUGGACGCUAAGCAAUUUAAACUACUCCUAGAGGCUCAUGGCGUCUACAACAAAAAUUGUGAAUACCUCGUGGACAGAUUUGAUAAGACUAAAGACGGCAAAGUCACGUAUGUAGAGUUUGCAGAUGGGCUAAGAAAAUAUUAA
This is a messenger RNA of Moneuplotes crassus, 1845 nucleotides long. Lineage: Eukaryota; Ciliophora; Spirotrichea; Euplotida; Euplotidae. The record is from the annotation of a GenBank genome assembly.